This is a messenger RNA of Aureobasidium musti, 1047 nucleotides long. The record is from the annotation of a GenBank genome assembly. NCBI's taxonomy places the organism in Eukaryota, Fungi, Ascomycota, Dothideomycetes, Dothideales, Saccotheciaceae.
AUGGAGCUUGUCGACACUUCGAGAAACGACACUUAUGCUCUCAAACCAGAACCUCGACGUAUCAUGGUCUCCGCUUAUUACCCGGCCAAUUCCAUCAAAAGAUGUCAACCCGUCAUAAUCCCCUACAUGCCUCCUGCUACCGCAGCUGUGUACGACGAGAUGUACGCACCUCUCGGUAUUCCCAAUGGCACUUUCGGCAGUUUUGAACUUUCUACUUGCGCCUUCGACCGCAAAGAUCGCAGUCGUGGCUCUAAUGACUUCCCUAUUGUCCUGUUCUCACCCGGUUUGGGCAAUUCUCGACUUCUGUACGGCGCAAUGGCUCAGUCUAUGGCUAGUCAUGGGUAUGUGGUCAUUACCUUGGAUCAUGCCUACGACGCAAAUAUUGUCGAAUAUCCCGACAAGUCUGUUGCACUGUCUGCCAAUAUCUCGACCACUGAGCAGAUUACACAAGACGUAAUUGUUCGCCAGCGCGAUGUCUCUUUUCUCAUUGAUCAGUUGCAUAAUUGCUCAAUCAGACAACAGCUAUUCCACGACAUUGCAAGCAGAAAGUCUUUGGACAAGAUCCUCAUGAUGGGCCACUCUCUGGGCGGUGCAACAGCUGCAGCGGCAAUGCUAGUCGAUAACCGUAUAGCUGCUGCUGUCAAUCUCGAUGGCACUAUAUUUGGCGACGUCUUGAACGAUGGCCUAGCAUCUCCUUCCAUGAUCAUGAGCCACUCCGGCAAAAAUCUAAGCACUGAUCCUUCUUGGACGCAAGUUUGGCCCAAAGUCACGGGCACUAAACUUGCUGUUACGCUCAAUGGCACGGUUCAUGGUUUCUACUCUGAUCUGCCUUUGCUGGCUGACACUCUUGGGCUUUCGGCGAAGGCUAGUGCGGAGAUUGGACAGCUUCUGGGUGGCAUGGAUGGAGUGACGGUUAUUGAGAAUAUCAAUGCAUUUGUUGGUCAGUUCUACAAGUUUGUGAGGGGCACUUCGAAGGAUUUGCUCCCUGGAGACAUGGCCAAGCAGUUUCCUGAGGCAACGGUGCUUGACAAGCAUGUUUGCAAGUAG